GUGGAACCGUGCCGAAAGAACAAGAAUUUAGCGCAGAGAAUCAAUUGGUUUAUGCCAGCUCGUGAAAAAGAUAUUGGGUAUUGGUUAUUGGAUCCUUGUUUUCGGCGGCAAUCAUGAAGUUAGGAGAGUCACCAAUUUAUACGGAAUGUUUCGAUGGUUCGACAUAUGUUUUAAAGAGACUGGAGCCAAACCCAGUUUCGAAAGUUCUUAUCAACUCAAUUCGUCCAAUGAGGAUACAAGUUCAAAACGUUUUAACACUAUCUAUGAAACAUAUAUCAAAAUACCAGUCCAACGUUAGUAGUACCACCACAUCUAUGAUCGAUGUCAUUAGAGAUGAACCUGUCAUACUUGCUCGUCUAGGAUUUGUUGUUAGUUGUGGUUUAGGAGGCUAUAUUCUUGGAUAUAAAGGCCAUUCUGUUCGCAAGUUGGUAUACGCAUCUUUAGGUAGUUCUGUCGCAACUCUUGUUUGUUUCCCUAAUGCUUCACUAUCUAAUGUGAAGUGCGCCAUUGAUCUUAUAUCAAAAAAGUUCUCCGAGAUGACCAAAAAAUAAAGUAAUUGAUGUUUUGGUUUCUCUCAGUACGUUGAGCAAAUCCAAUGAUGUUUUAUUUAUCAUUACAGCAGUCAAACGAUAGUUUCCCAUCAGAAAAAGCGUUGUGUCGUGUAUAAUCAAGUAAAAGUGGUUAGAUAACUUAAAACAUUUGUCAACGUCUGUUUUUAGAAUAAUGACUAUUGCAAUAAUAUAGUUAGGUUUUUAUUUAUAUAUAUAUAAAUAUAUAUACAUAUUUUGGC
Molecule: messenger RNA, 790 nt
Organism: Schistosoma turkestanicum
Lineage: Eukaryota; Metazoa; Platyhelminthes; Trematoda; Strigeidida; Schistosomatidae
Source: the annotation of a GenBank genome assembly